AUGCUAGGGCGCUUUUCUGGCUUCAGCAGACUUGCAAUCACCCGCUCAGCCGCCACAACCUUGGCCCACCCGCUCUCUUCCACUUCUCCCCGUUUCAUCGCUUCCACCGCCAUGUCCGCCUCUAUCACGAUCCCCUCGCCGUUCGACGCCCAUGUGCACCUGCGACAGGGCAAUAUGAUGAAGCUCGUCACGCCUCACGUCGAGCAGGGCGGAAUCAAGAUGGCCUUCGUCAUGCCCAACCUGAUCCCUCCUCUCACUGUCCCCGAGCACACCUUCGCUUACGUCAAGGAGCUCCAGGCUGUCGCGCCAAACCUUCACAUCCUCCCAUCCCUCUACCUCACCAACCAGCUCACACCCGAGCACAUUCGCCAGGCAAAGGCAGGCGGCAUCGUCGGUGUCAAGAGCUACCCGCGAGGAGUGACGACUAACUCGGAAGGAGGCGUCGGAAUGGAGGGAUACGCCGUCUAUGACGAGGUCUUUGCCGAGAUGGAGAAGCAGGAUAUGGUGCUCAACUUGCAUGGCGAGGUGCCGAGCGAUGUCGACGGCGACGGCACUUGCGUCCUCAAUGCAGAGGAACGCUUCCUCCCUCACCUGCGGGAAAUCAACCGCAAGUUCCCCAAGCUCCGUAUUGUGCUCGAGCACUGCACGACGGCUGCUGCAGUUGAAUGCGUCAAAUCGCUGCCAAGCAAUGUCGUUGCGACCAUCACCCCUCACCACCUCGCUCUGACUAUAGACGGCGCAUGCUCGACUUCGCUCGGCUUCUGCAAGCCGCUCGCCAAGUUCCCCUCGGACCGCAACGCCCUCCGCGCCGUCGUCCGUGAAGGCAACCCGAACUUCUUCCUCGGCUCCGACUCGGCUCCUCAUCCUUCCUCGUCCAAGCUCCCCGCGCUGCAAGUCGCGCAGGUCAAGGGCGCCGACGGCUCGACCGAGGAAGAGAUCACCCUUCCUUCCCCUUGCGCCGCUGGCAUCUACACCUCCAGCAACCUCAUCCCCCUCACGGCCGAGAUCUUCGAGCGGUCCGAUAUUCCCCUCGAGCGCAUGCAAGGGUUCUGCUCGAAGUUCGGACGCGACUUUUACGGGUUCCCGGCGGAGGAUGGCGAGGAGGUCACGAUCAAGCGGGUUGAGGGCAAGAAGGUGGAGAAGGCAUUCAAGUACCAGACGGACAAGGGCGAGGACGAGUACAUCAUCCCAUUCAUGGCGGGCGACAAGAUCGGCUGGGAAAUUGUCGCGUGA
Molecule: messenger RNA, 1233 nt
Organism: Rhodotorula toruloides NP11
Lineage: Eukaryota; Fungi; Basidiomycota; Microbotryomycetes; Sporidiobolales; Sporidiobolaceae
Product: dihydroorotase
Exons: 4
Coding region: 1-1233 (410 amino acids)
Biological process (GO): pyrimidine nucleotide biosynthetic process; 'de novo' pyrimidine nucleobase biosynthetic process
Cellular component (GO): cytoplasm
Molecular function (GO): dihydroorotase activity
Source: RefSeq, a predicted model, not a curated record